AUGGUAUCUUUCGACGUAGAAUCGCUGUUUACCAACGUUCCUAUCGACGCCGCUGUACAAGCCGCACUGCAGAAACUCGAGAAUGACCCAAGCCUUGCAUACCACACCAAAUAAACGCCUGCACAGAUCGCUGACCUUUUGACCUUCGUAUUGAGAUCCACAUACUUCAAGUAUAACGGAUCGAUUUACGAACAAAAAGACGGCGCCGCCAUGGGGAGUCCGGUUUCCGCUGUAAUUGCUAACCUCUACAAGGAGAGUUUCGCAGAACAGGCGAUGACUACAUCAUUCUACGAGCCUAGGAUCUGGAAACGCUACAUGGACGAUACCUUUACCAUCCUGGAUCGCGAAAACGUAGAUGACUUCUUACAGUAUUUAAACAACCAGCAGCCUUCCAUCCGCUUCACCAUGGAGACAGAGAAAGACAACAAACUCGCCUUCCUAGACACCGCAGUUUUAAGAGAACCUGACGGUCCCCUCACCACCAGCGUAUACAGGAAGCCCACGCACACCGAUCAAUACUUAGCGUAUGAUUGA
This is a messenger RNA of Pocillopora meandrina, 534 nucleotides long. NCBI's taxonomy places the organism in Eukaryota, Metazoa, Cnidaria, Anthozoa, Scleractinia, Pocilloporidae. The record is from the annotation of a GenBank genome assembly.